This is a messenger RNA of Humulus lupulus (European hop), 939 nucleotides long. RefSeq lists its product as uncharacterized. The coding region runs from base 1 to 939 and encodes 312 amino acids. NCBI's taxonomy places the organism in Eukaryota, Viridiplantae, Streptophyta, Magnoliopsida, Rosales, Cannabaceae. Gene Ontology annotation, molecular function: nucleic acid binding. The record is from RefSeq and is a predicted model, not a curated record. The transcript is spliced from 3 exons. Gene Ontology annotation, biological process: DNA integration.
AUGACAGGUGAUAAAGACUUUCUUGUCAAUAUUAGACCAAUGCAAUGUGGAGAAGUUACUUUUGGUAAUGGUCUAGCUGAAAAUGUCAUAGGGAUGGGAACUCUUAAUUUUGAAGGUCUACCCAGGCUUAAGGAUGUAAUGUUGGUUGAAGGACUAAGAGCUAAUCUUCUUAGCAUUAGUCAAAUUUGUGAUCAGGGUUACACUGUUAAUUUUGAUAGUAAUCGUUGCUAUGUUGUUAAUGACCAAGAUGAAAUUAUUUUGCAAGGGUUUAGAUCCAAUGAUAAUUGUUACACUCUCACUACCUAUGCUACUUGUCACUCUGCCAUAGAUAACUCUACUGAUUUAUGUCAUAAAAAGCUUGGACACAUUCAUUUCAAAAAUUUGAAAAAGCUGUCAAAUGUAGGAAUUGUUCGAGGAUUACCCAAACUAGUUCUUGAACUUCUUCAUAUGGAUCUAAUGGGUCCAAUUCAGGUUGAAAGUUUGAAUGGUAUUUCUCAUGAAUUUUCUGCUCCUAAAACUCCUCAACAAAAUGGAGUCGUUGAAAGAAAGAACCAAACUCUGACAGAGAUGGCUAGGCUAAUGUUAAACAGCAAGAAACUUACCAAGCAUCUAUGGGCUGAAGCAAUUAACACUGCUUGCUACACCAUCAACAGGGUGUUUUUGCGACCAGGUACUCAUAAGACUCCUUAUGAGAUCUGGAAAUGUAAGAAACCAAAUGUGAGUCAUUUUCAUGUUUUUGGCAGUGCUUGUUAUAUUUUAAGGGAUCGUGAUCAUAUUGGUAAAUUUGAUGCAAAAAGUGAUGUUGGUGUGUUUAUAGGAUAUUCUAUUAAUAGUAGGGCUUAUCGUGUUUAUAAUAUGAGAACCCAAACUGUGAUGAAAUCUGCUAAUGUUGUUGUUGAUGAUCUAAAAGAUUUCUCUGAGUUUUCCACAGAAGAAUAG